Messenger RNA from Hemibagrus wyckioides, 4667 nucleotides. It is a transcript of the gene epha2b, whose product is annotated as eph receptor A2 b. Gene Ontology annotation, molecular function: transmembrane-ephrin receptor activity; ATP binding; protein binding. The record is from RefSeq and is a predicted model, not a curated record. Bases 81 to 3017 code for a protein of 978 amino acids. The transcript has 17 exons. Gene Ontology annotation, biological process: cell surface receptor protein tyrosine kinase signaling pathway; protein phosphorylation; axon guidance. Gene Ontology annotation, cellular component: neuron projection; plasma membrane. Lineage: Eukaryota; Metazoa; Chordata; Actinopteri; Siluriformes; Bagridae.
GAGUCGGAUAAGGGCGAGUGGCAGAGCAGCAAGUUUCAGCGUGGAGUUCCUCACAGCUCUUUACUGACUCCGGACACAGAAUGGAUUACCGGCGGAUAAAACGAAUUUUAUUUGUCAAUGUAUUUAUGAACUGCGUAUUUAUUUCUCUUCAGGAUAAAGAAAAGGUGCUGUUGGACAUGGUGGAAUCCGGAGGAGAACUGGGCUGGCUGACCUGGCCCGAUCAGAACGGGUGGGAGAUAGCCCAGCAGGCUGUUAAUGGCACCUUGCUCUACAGCUACUUUGUUUGCAAUGUGGAAGCACGAGAACAGGAUAACUGGCUGCGUACCACCUUCAUCCAGCGCCACCCCACUGCCACACGGGUGUUCGUGGAGAUGCGCUUUCUUGUGCGGGACUGCAAUUCUUUCAACGCACACUCCCUAACCUGCAAAGAAACAUUCAACCUGUACGCUUCAGAAGCCGAUGCUGACAUUGGCACUAGCUUCCGCAAGGGCCAGUUCCGCAAGGUGGCAACCAUCGCACCCGAUGAAAUCUCCCGUGUUGGAAAUAUGAGGGUCAACAUAGAGACGAAGGUGGUAGAGAAUCUUUCCCGCAAGGGCUUUUAUUUGGCUUUCCAGGACAUUGGGGCUUGUGUAGCUAUCUACUCUGUAAGAGUUUACUACAAAACAUGUCCUGCCACAGUGAAGAGCUUGGCAGCAUUCCCUGAGACAGUGGCGGUGGCAGGGGGCGAGAACCAGGCACUGCGGGAGGUGGUUGGGGCUUGUGUGGAAAAUGCUGAAAGUGAGGACCAGCCGCGCAUUUACUGCACUGUGGAUGGAGAAUGGGUGGUGCCCGUGGGCCAGUGCCAAUGCAGCCCUGGUUAUGAAGCUGUAGACGACACAUGCCAAGAGUGUAAGCCAGACUUUUUUAAGGCCUCAGUGUCCAAUGAAGCCUGUGAGCCAUGUCCAAAGAACACCCACCCCUCUGGCCCUGCCGCUGUGAGCUGUCCCUGCCUGGAGGGGUUUUAUCGAGCUCCAGAGGACCCCAUGACAAGUGCAUGCUCAGGUUUACCUUCGCCGCCUAAAACAUUGACCGCUACCACAGCUCAGAUGGCCAUUGGGAAGCUGGAGUUGUCCUGGAGUCCACCAGGAGACACAGGAGGACGCUCUGAUAUUACCUAUAACGUGGUAUGCGAACGCUGUGAGGGUAGCGUGUGUCUGCCCUGCGGAGAUAAAGUGCGUUACGAGCCCAGCAAUACUGACAUAAAGGAGACCUCCGUGAUCAUUAGUGAGCUGGAGCCACAUCUGAACUACACAUUCACAGUGGAGGCCCGGAAUGGUGUUUCCCAACUCAGCUCUCGGAGAGCCACCAGCACCAUCAGCACUGCCCUGCAUUACACAGACCCUCCAAGUGUAACUGGAAUGCGCCUGGUAGGAAGGAGCUCUACGAGCCUGUCACUGUCUUGGUCCGUGUCUCGCCGAGCCAAUCCCAGCACCAUCCGCUAUAAGCUCAUGUACUGCGAGAAGGAAAAAGAUGAGGCGAAGACCGGUAAAACAUACACUGUGCUGGUUCUGGAGAAGAACAUUGUUGAGAUUAGCCAUCUCUCUCCUUCCACAGUCUAUCUUUUUCAAGUCCAAGCUCUUAGCCCUGAAAGCAAUGUGGGCAGCAACAGUGUCGAGGAGGAGUUUUCAACACUGCCAGAAGUGGGGAGCACAGCAGUGAUUCUUGGAGCAGUGGCAGGAGGAGGUGCUAUACUCUUAAUCGUGCUGGUGGUCCUGCUCCUGCGCAAACGCCGAAAAAACUCGCAUACAAGGCAAGGACCGGAGGACGCCUACUUCUCCAGCUCAGAGCAACUGAAACCUCUGAAGACUUAUGUUGAUCCUCAUACAUACGAAGACCCCAACACGGCUGUGCUUAAGUUUGCCAGCGAGAUUCAUCCGAGUCACAUCACCAAGCAGAAAGUCAUCGGAGCAGGUGAGUUUGGAGAGGUUUUCCGUGGAAUCCUGAAAGUUCCCGGACGCAAAGAGGCAGCGGUGGCCAUUAAGACGCUGAAGCCAGGCUACACUGAGAAGCAGAGGCAAGACUUCCUGAGUGAGGCCAGCAUCAUGGGCCAGUUCUCUCACCAGAACAUUAUUCGCCUGGAGGGUGUGGUUACAAAAUUCAAACAUGCUAUGAUCAUUACUGAGUACAUGGAAAAUGGUGCAUUGGACAAAUAUCUGAGGGACCAUGAUGGGGAAAUGUCAUCCUUCCAGUUGGUUGGUAUGCUCCGUGGCAUUGCGGCAGGCAUGAAGUACCUCUCAGACAUGAGCUAUGUACACAGAGACCUGGCUGCUCGGAACAUCCUGGUCAACUCCAACCUAGAGUGCAAAGUUUCCGACUUCGGUCUGUCCCGGGUUCUGGAGGAUGACCCGGAGGGCACUUACACCACUAGUGGAGGGAAAAUUCCCAUUCGCUGGACGGCUCCAGAGGCUAUUGCUUACAGGAAGUUCACCUCGGCCAGUGAUGUUUGGAGCUUUGGCAUAGUCAUGUGGGAGGUGAUGGCUUUUGGAGAAAGGCCCUACUGGGAUAUGAGCAACCACGAGGUAAUGAAGGCCAUUAACGAAGCUUUCCGUCUGCCUGCUCCGAUGGACUGUCCUUCUGCUGUGUACCAGCUCAUGCUACAGUGUUGGUUGCAGGAUCGCUCAAAAAGACCUCGCUUCCAGGAUAUCCUCAGCCUCCUUGACAAGCUCCUCAAGAGUCCUGACUCUCUCAAGACCAUUGCAGACUUUGACCCCCGAGUUUCUAUCCGGCUUCCAAGCACCAGUGGCUCUGAUGGUUCCCCUUUCAGAUCUGUGUCUGAAUGGCUGGAGUCUAUAAAGAUGAGCCAGUACAGCGAGAACUUCAGCAUGGCAGGCAUCGUCAGCAUGGAGCAGGUGCUGCAGAUGAAGAGCGAGGAUAUCCGUAACAUUGGCGUUCGCCUGCCAGGACACCUAAAACGAAUCGCCUACAGUAUCUUGGGACUUAAAGACCAGACUAGCACCCUGAGUGUAUUUGCUGUGUGAGGCACUCGAUGAAUAUACAGAGCUUGCUACAUGUACCAUCAAAACUCUCAAGCUGACUGAGAAAACUCAGAACUGAAAGCUACCCUGGGCUCGGGCUGCAGGGACAGCCCCGCAACCUGGGCUCUACCACCCUCCAGCCUAACAAGAUGGACUCUCAAUGCAAUGGAGCCUUGUAGCAAAUUUGAUAUAUGUAUCAAAAUUGGAGGGGAAGGUGGGGGUAAAGUAAAAACAUGCAAAUGACAUAUCAGUCAAAAUGUUUAUAUUUGAAAUCUAUUUUUGCAACACACAUUUUUAUUUUUUCAAGAGAAGUAAUGCUUACUUUGCAAGAGGAUAUGAAUCUAAUCAGCAAUCAUGCAGUAAAUCAGAACUACCGUUCUUCCAGAGGUAUAGCAGAGGUGGGCAUUUGUCAUGUCUGAUUUCGAAUUGAUCUUUCCAUUUACUUUGUGCCGUGGCAUCGUGUCAUUCUCUUUUGAAAACUUGAUCCUUCACAUGCUGAUAAGGACGAAGCUCAGUGAUUCUGAUGGUCUUCAGUUAGGUUGGAGGUGAUGAUUGCAGGACAGUCUAUGAAAAGGGGCAUACAACGCAGGACCUAAAGGGUCCUGUUGUAGUGUGGGCUGGCCAUUGGUUUGAUGGUUAGAAGUAAGUUUGCAGUAGCUUUACAUUUUAAAGAAAUGGCAGGGGUAAAGUUCAGACUUAAUUCACUGUGCUUUCAGCAAGCAUGAGCAAAAAUAGCACUUAACUACAAAAUAUUUCAGUGGAACUGUUUCAGCUUGAACGCUGGGCUUUUCCUGAUCCCAUGUUACAUUGUAUGAUUAUAUUGAUGUGAUGUGAUCAGUAAAAUGCUUGAGAAUUUAACUGCAGUGUCAUAUCAGAUUGAAACGUUCCUGUUUGUAUGAUGUGUGGACCAAACCAUAGUCCAAACAAGCAAAAAGAAACUGCAAGAAGUCCAGCAGCAGCAGCAGUAGUAGUUGUAAUAUAUAGAGAUCAAGUUGUAUUUUUGUAUUUUGUACUUUUCGGCACAUUCAAGUUUACUUUGUAUGAUGAUUAUAAUGCAGAUUUCCAGUGUCUUUUAUGGAACCAUCAGUUAUGGAAUGAAAUGCUUUAACAUGCAUUGACUACAUUGUAUAAGACUUUGCAAAACUGUCUUGUUUGGUUAAACUUUUGCCAUCCUUUAAUUUCAGGAUAGUGAUGGAGCUAUGGCCUUGGUAUGACAUGGUAUAUGGCCUUGUAGUGCCUCAAUAAGGAGUUCUUUUAAUUCCUAAUGAAUGAAUGCAAUGAAUUUGUUAAACAGUUAUUGGUUUUGUUGCUGUUUUAUACUGCGAGUGUGAUAUCUGGAUAUUCACACAAAAAGCAAUUUUGAAUUUCUUUUUUUGGAAUUAUUUUUUAUUUUUAAUAUUGCUCUGUCUUGCUUUUACCCGUGUUCAUUUUGUUAAGCAAAGAAAUGCCAUUAAGAAAACACAAAACCUCACACAAUGGCAUGUUCUCCCUUAAAAAGAAAGAUUUGGCCAAAUGUUUUGUACUUUUAUUUAAUAGUAUAUUUAUUUUUGUUUUAUUUAUUACCUUAAAAACAUUGAGCUGGAAUUUUUUUUUUUUUUUCUUUUUGUAAUUGAUGUUAUCAGUCACAAUAAAAAUCUUUGUAGUCUUCUGUCA